Molecule: messenger RNA, 1201 nt
Organism: Suillus paluster
Lineage: Eukaryota; Fungi; Basidiomycota; Agaricomycetes; Boletales; Suillaceae
Exons: 14
Coding region: 283-1083 (266 amino acids)
Source: RefSeq, a predicted model, not a curated record
GUCCGAAGCUUACUAGUGUGAUGAUCAGUGAUCUGUAUCUUUUCUUGUAUUCCCACUGCAGUGUGCCAAUCAGGACUUCUAGAGCAACGGCAUCAAUGCUUGGCAUCUGAUGCUCAGGCUCAUAAGUUAGAACGGUAAGGUUCUCGAUGCCCACAGACAUGAUGGCUGUCUGCAUUACAGAGUGCUCAUUAUCUAGAAAUAGCAUGCUUCACACUUCUGGUCUACGAUCUACUGACUACCUUCGGAGAAGAGGUUGAGUACUUCUGGUCGGGCCCAUGGAGCAUGUCGCGUGUUUUGUUUUUCUCGAACCGAUAUCUUCCAUUAGCUGUCAUGAUACCAACGAAUACCGCGUUGUUUGGGACCGAGAUAUCAGCUCAGUCGUGCACUUCGUUGAUUCGCGCUACAUUUGAGCUUUCAAUCAUUGCACUUUGCAUCAACCAAGGGAUCCUCCUCCUGCGCGUGUGGUACAUGUACUCCCAUAGUGUCAUUGUACGAGCCGUUGCAUGCGUCAGCUAUGCAGCAUGCACUUUAUCGUCCCUCAUAAUGCUGGCCUUGAAUCUUCAGUUCCUGGAGUCAUCCGCAAAAUCUCUGCAAAUUCAGAGGAAGAUAUCAGACAUUCCAGGAUGUUCCGCGCCUGCCCCAUCGAUGAUAUGGACAGUUUUUGUUCCAAGUACUAUCAUCCAUACAAUUUUGUUUGUGUUCACAAUCGCGCGAGUCGCGAAGGUCUCACAUGAUUUUCGGAUGGAUCAAUUGAUGCGGCGUCUCGUACGCGAUGGUGGCCUUGUCUUCUUCGUUUCGAUGGCUUCGGCGAUAUUUUCCGUAGUCGGUGCCCGUUUAACCACAAAUCCUGUCAUCAAUGGACCAGCAACGUGGUCAAACUCACAGUUGGCGAUAAGCGCGGUUGCGGUGUCUCGGCUUAUGCUCAGCAUACGGUCCCUCGCUGGGAAGUUGAGGAUUAAUCAACAUUGGUUAUUCAACCCGUCUGAGCUCAGCAGGGUAAAGUGGAGGGAUGUCUCUGGUGAUUAUGGCCGUUGCAUCGUGAUCGAGAUGGACACGCAUGAACCAGUAACACAAGAAGUAUAAAGUUGGUUGUGACGUUGUGUACUCGACGGGUAUUUGUCGGAGUCCGGAAUUCGGAUAGAAACUUAAACCCAUACUAGGUUAGAUAUUCCCGCAAUGCAUCCAACCCAAAUUUUUGUGC